Molecule: messenger RNA, 1353 nt
Organism: Nymphaea colorata (pocket water lily)
Lineage: Eukaryota; Viridiplantae; Streptophyta; Magnoliopsida; Nymphaeales; Nymphaeaceae
Exons: 6
Coding region: 502-1185 (227 amino acids)
Cellular component (GO): membrane
Source: RefSeq, a predicted model, not a curated record
UAGGAUGCAAAUGGUUGAGAUUCAGGACAACAAACAACUUUGGAAGUUGCGUUCGAACAAAUAAAAGAUUUACAGAACCUUCCCACCCAUGUGCAAGCUUGCUAAUUUCUCGAUUAUUGGCAAAUCUAGUUGUUCGGUUUUACAUUGAUGCAUAAUUACUGUAAAUUUUUCCAUCAACUGGCAAUACCAUUUUGCGCUUUUUAAGCUUCCGUCGUCUAUGCGCUUCCGCCGAGAUAACCAUUUAGCACGGAAUCGUUACGUAGAAGAUUUUUCUAUUGUCUUUCUUUUCCUUUAGGUGGGUAUCAUUCUAAGAAAGAUCACGUUCCGUCGUCUAUUGAAGUUUUGGAGAGACAAGAUUAUUGAGUGAAAGAGCAUCCAGUCUUUUAUUCCGAGAAACUUGGUUAGGUGGUCUUCCUUAGGCCACAUGUGCUGAUUUCCAUAGUUCAACAAGGUCUUUCUCGUUCCUUCGAGUUCUUUGACAGAAUCAGAACUUGAAGCCAGAUGGAUGAGUAUAUUGUUAAAUGGGUUCCUGUUGGAGUUGUUCUGUGGAGUCUAGCCUUUGCCUUAGUGCGGAAUUCCUUUCAGUCAAGGUCGUUUGAUUUCUGCAACAGAAUUGUUUCAGUCUGUCAUGCUUGCCUGGCAGUUACCUUAGCUUCUCUAACUGUGCAAGAAUGGAGCUGUCCUGUCUGCCCAUUGGCCUCACCAUCUACUCCUUUACAGAAGCAGACUUUGGCUGUAACGGUUGCUUAUCUAAUCUAUGAUCUGAUCUGUUGCAUGUUCGAUGACCAUAUCAGCCUCGAUAAUUCGAUUCAUCAUUUGGUUAGCAUCGUUGGUCUUGGUGCAGGCCUCGUAUAUGGAAUUUGUGGAUCAGAGAUGGUUGCAGCACUGUGGCUCACAGAAAUAUCAAGCCCUUUCCUACAUCUGAGAGAGCUUCUCAAAGAAAUUGGUUACAAAGACACUAACCUUAACUUUGCUGCCGAUCUCUCAUUUGCUGUGAUCUUCACCACCGCUAGGAUGGUUGGUGGCCCAUAUCUUACAUAUGUGACGUUGAAUGCAGACAAUCCUUUUCUUAUAAAGGCAAUGGCUGUCGGUUUGCAAUUGGUGAGUGCCUUUUGGUUCUACAAGAUAGCCAGGAUGGUCAGAUACAAAGUAGCUAAAAGGAGGAAACCUAUCAAGGCUGCUUAAAUCAAGCACGGGGAACCAAAUAUUCAGUCAGUAGUUUUACUAGAUAGACUAUAUAAAUGUAUGAAUUUUUUUUUAGCAAGUCAGGGGAAGGAAACAGAUACUCCUGCUGCCUUAUGAUCAAUCGUCAGCUUCUCUGUGCUCCUGUAAUGCAAUGCAAAUGUUUCAACC